AUGGACAACAAGUCUUUUGGGUUCAGCUAUGAGUUAAGCCUCAACCCAUUUGUUAUUCCAGCUGGAGGAAAGUACCCCAUUUUUUUUUUCGGCAUUGCAAUAUAUUUUUUGGCUAUUUUCUGCAACCUGACCUUGUUGACUGUGAUCAUCCUGAAAAGAAACCUUCACAAGCCUAUGUAUUUCAUCCAGUUUAGUCUUCCCCUCAAUGAUCUGAUUGGCAUAACUGCAAUGCUCCCAAAGGUGCUUUCAGACAUUGUUACUGAGACAAAUACGAUUUAUUAUCCUCUCUGUGUUUUACAAGCUUUCUUACUCCACAUGUAUGGGGGUGGAAUUUUGUUUAUUCUUGCAGCAAUGUCUUUUGAUCGCUAUGCUGCCAUCUGCAUGCCAUUACGCUAUAGCUCUUUCAUGACCCCCAGAGUUGUUGUUUUCAUAAUCUCUCUCGUUUGGGGUGUCGACUUUAUCUUGAUUGUAUCACUGUUUUCUUUACAGACAAGGCUUCCCAGGUGCAAAUCUGUGAUCAUGAAUGUGUUCUGUGAUAACCCGUCUCUACUCAAACUCACAUGUGGAAACACAACACUUAACAACAUCAUAGGAUUAUUUAACACAGCUGUCAUGCAGGCUGUGAGUGUGUCCAUUCAGGCAUUUUCCUAUGUGAAGAUUCUGAUCACGUGUGUGGUCACAAGGAGGUCUGAGGCAAAGAUGAAAGCUAUCAACACGUGUGUUGCGCAGUUGCUCAUAUUAAUCAUAUUUGAGAUUGUGGGGACGUUCACAAUUUUAUCUCACAGGUUUAAAAAUGUCUCAUCUGACUUGCAAAAGAUAAUGGGCAUGCUUAUAUUUCUCGUACCUCCGCUUCUGAAUCCAAUAGUAUAUGGGCUGUAUACGAGUGAAAUACGAAACACUCUUCUGGGAUUCUUAAAAAACAGAGUAUCUCUCUAA
Messenger RNA from Plectropomus leopardus (leopard coralgrouper), 936 nucleotides. NCBI's taxonomy places the organism in Eukaryota, Metazoa, Chordata, Actinopteri, Perciformes, Serranidae. The record is from RefSeq and is a predicted model, not a curated record.